AUGGUUGCUCCUAGAACUACUACAUCGCUUUCAAGGGUCAAGCAAGCUAGCGAGCCGAGCUCGCGUUCACUUCCACCUUCCACCACAUCAUAUAGUUCCACCUUACAACUCAACAUCGCCAUCCAAACAACCCAGCACGCAAUGUUCCGCCCUCUAUUGAACCGCGCUCUUCCCAGAAUCUCAACAACCUCGCGCCGCGCAAAUUCAAGUCAAAGACCACCACCGCAACAACCACCAUCAUCAACCACACCCAAUCCCCAUCGAGAAUUCUACCGCGGCGGUCUCGGACGUGCCGUUUUCUUCAACUUCCUAAUCGCCACUGGUACAUUCCAAGCGUUGUAUUGGAGUUGGUUGAAGUUGGAGAGUAUGGAGGUUAAGAGGGAGAAGGGAGAGGAGAUCAAGGUUCUGGAAGGCGAGUUGAAAGGGUUGAUUGGGAAGGGAACGUGA
Ramularia collo-cygni is the source of this 447-nucleotide messenger RNA. RefSeq lists its product as uncharacterized. The record is from RefSeq and is a predicted model, not a curated record. Bases 1 to 447 code for a protein of 148 amino acids. The transcript has a single exon. NCBI's taxonomy places the organism in Eukaryota, Fungi, Ascomycota, Dothideomycetes, Mycosphaerellales, Mycosphaerellaceae.